GCAAAUCACCAUCGCUCAACUCCAACCCCUCUCCACCGAUCCACCAGACCAUGGACCACCGUCGUGCCAUCCGCCCACCAAUCUCCUCACGCCGCAACCUCUUCCAUCCAGCUCGCCGACAGCAUGCCCUCGAUCCGAAGCUCUCCAAAACCGCCGUUCACAUUGCAGCCGAAGAAUCAGAUCCAAAAGACGACCUCGUCGAGCGGGAUAGCGCGGGGAAUUACUCCAUGUUGGCGCCGACGACGGCUAUGAAGAUGGGAGUCAACAGUGUGAGGAGCGAGCUGGAUGACGAGACAGAGCAGGAGAAUCAGAUGAUCGCAUUGUAUGGGAAGCAGAACCACCAUUGGGAUCAGGCUGCGAUACUGGAAGAGAUCAAGGCUGCGCUUCAAUCUAGUCUGGAGAAGAAGGUGCAGAGCUUGGAGCACGAUCGAUGGAUGUUUGAGGGUGACGGGAAGAGCAAAGGGUGAAGGGGAACGGAGGGGCUGGGUGCAAAGUCGCGGAUAGCAUAGGCAUUGUCAUCGGAGUCUGAUAUGAGCGGGCAGCGGACAUGAUACCCACAUAGCAUGAGUUGAACUGAUUGGAAUGAUUUUGGCGACUUUUACACGAGGCAGG
This is a messenger RNA of Trematosphaeria pertusa, 612 nucleotides long. RefSeq lists its product as uncharacterized. The record is from RefSeq and is a predicted model, not a curated record. Bases 51 to 467 code for a protein of 138 amino acids. NCBI's taxonomy places the organism in Eukaryota, Fungi, Ascomycota, Dothideomycetes, Pleosporales, Trematosphaeriaceae. The transcript has 3 exons.